Messenger RNA from Dendrobium catenatum, 577 nucleotides. RefSeq names its product cytochrome b-c1 complex subunit 8. NCBI's taxonomy places the organism in Eukaryota, Viridiplantae, Streptophyta, Magnoliopsida, Asparagales, Orchidaceae. Gene Ontology annotation, biological process: mitochondrial electron transport, ubiquinol to cytochrome c. The record is from RefSeq and is a predicted model, not a curated record. The transcript is spliced from 2 exons. The coding region runs from base 84 to 302 and encodes 72 amino acids.
GUUCGAUAACUAGUCUAUAGUUCAAUAUCGGCUUUGUUAGGGUUUUGAUCGAAAUCGAGAGAGAUCGAGAGAUCGAGGGAGAGAUGGGGAAAACGCCGGUGAGGAUGAAAGCAGUGGUUUAUUCGCUGUCGCCAUUCCAGCAAAAGGUUAUGCCGGGAUUGUGGAAAGAUCUUACGACCAAGAUUCACCACAAAGUCUCUGAUAAUUGGCUCAGCGCUACUCUUCUCCUUGGUCCGCUCAUCGGAACCUAUUGGUAUGUUCAGCAUUACCAGGAGAAGGAGAAGCUCGCCCACAGGUAUUGAAGACUUGCAGGAUAUUUUGCUGAAUACAGAUUGCCCCAAGCUAUCAUUACCAUGCUUGUUCUUUCCUGCAUAAAUAUAAUCACUUUUGAAGUAAAUCAGAUUAUUAGCUGCUUUUUACAGCCCUAAUGGGAGUAUUUGUUUAAUAAUGUGCACUGUUGAGCUAUAACAUAUUUUUUUUUAUUUGAAUGUGAUGCAUGCUUUCCUUAUAAAUUUAUAAUAACUGAGGGACAUAAAUAUCUUUUAUGGCUGAUCAAUUAAGAUUUCGUUUGGGAUGA